Messenger RNA from Geodia barretti, 728 nucleotides. The record is from the annotation of a GenBank genome assembly. NCBI's taxonomy places the organism in Eukaryota, Metazoa, Porifera, Demospongiae, Tetractinellida, Geodiidae.
AUGCUGUCUGUGCGCUGUGCAGUCAGAAGAGGUCCCUGGCGUAUGCUGGGGACUAGGGAGAAGGGCCCUAUCCACCACCUAUCCAAGCUAUGGGAACCGUUGUCAGUGGAUGGUGCUCCAAGAUGGAGUCGGUGCUACAGUUCAGACGUGAAGGGGGCGGUGGUGGGGAUCGACCUCGGCACCACCAACUCCUGUGUGGCGGUCAUGGACGGGAAGAACCCGAGGGUCAUCGAGAACUCAGAGGGAUCUCGAACCACUCCGUCGGUUGUGGCCUUCACAAAGGACGGCGAGCGGCUCUGUGGCAUUCUCGCCAAGAGACAGACGGUAACUAAUCCAAAGAACACAGUGUAUGCUACCAAGAGGCUCAUAGGGCGAAGGUUUGACGACGAGGAAGUCAAGAAAGAAGCGAAAACGGUGCCGUAUGAGAUAGUCCGAGCCUCCAAUGGCGACGCGUGGGUCAAGACAGCCCACGACGGGAAGAUGUACUCACCAAGUCUACUAUUGCACCAAUGACAGCAGGAGGCAUGCUGGACGAAGUCUCUCCACUCUGUUGACGAGGAGCAGCUGUAGAGGGUCCUGGGGUUGAGCAGUUCUCUCCUUCCGGACACACACACCUGUAGCCACCAUCUUCCUCCUGUGGUAACAAUUUCCCCCUGUGACUUUCAUUUUACACUCUUGAAACACCUAUUACACAUUUCCUCCCCACUUCCCUUUCCUUUCAAAGGGCU